Messenger RNA from Rubroshorea leprosula, 3101 nucleotides. Lineage: Eukaryota; Viridiplantae; Streptophyta; Magnoliopsida; Malvales; Dipterocarpaceae. The record is from the annotation of a GenBank genome assembly.
GAUGGUAGUGCUCUUUUUACAUGCUUCUUUGUUUGCUGCUGGUGUUGUGCUGCAGUAAUUGUUUGGAGUCAUAUCAGAAGGCCCUGAGAGCAGAUGCUUCAUACAAACCUGCUGCAGAAUGCCUUGCCAUUGUUUUGACAGAUCUGGGAACAAGCCUAAAGCUUGCUGGCAAUACACAGGAAGGAAUUCAGAAGUAUUAUGAAGCUCUUAAAAUAGAUCCACACUAUGCACCAGCCUAUUACAACCUUGGUGUUGUCUACUCCGAAAUGAUGCAAUAUGACACGGCCCUCACUUGCUAUGAGAAGGCUGCAUUGGAAAGACCAAUGUAUGCUGAAGCAUAUUGCAACAUGGGUGUUAUUUACAAAAACCGUGGGGACUUGGAAUCUGCCAUUGCCUGUUAUGAGAGGUGUCUAGCUGUAUCACCUAACUUUGAGAUUGCAAAGAAUAAUAUGGCAAUUGCCUUGACAGAUUUGGGAACCAAGGUUAAAUUGGAGGGAGACAUCCACCAGGGUGUAGAAUACUACAAGAAGGCUCUGUAUUAUAAUUGGCACUAUGCUGAUGCUAUGUAUAAUCUUGGGGUUGCUUAUGGUGAAAUGCUGAAGUUUGAUAUGGCAAUUGUUUUCUAUGAACUUGCAUUCCACUUCAACCCCCAUUGUGCAGAGGCAUGCAAUAAUUUAGGAGUUAUAUACAAGGAUAGAGACAACCUUGAUAAAGCUGUAGAGUGCUAUCAGUUAGCUUUGUCAAUUAAGUCCAACUUUUCACAGUCAUUAAACAAUCUUGGUGUUGUUUACACUGUCCAGGGUAAAAUGGAUGCUGCUGCUAGCAUGAUUGAGAAAGCUAUCCUUGCAAAUCCUACAUAUGCAGAAGCAUAUAACAACUUAGGGGUUCUUUACAGAGAUGCCGGCAACAUAACAAAUGCUAUAACAGCUUAUGAGCAAUGCCUUAAGAUAGAUCCUGAUUCUCGCAAUGCAGGACAGAAUCGACUGCUUGCAAUGAAUUACAUAAAUGGAGGACAUGAUGAUAAACUGUUUGAGGCUCACAGGGAUUGGGGUAGGCGCUUUAUGAGGUUAUAUCCACAGUACACAUCAUGGGACAACUCAAAAGACCCAGAACGACCAAUUGUGAUUGGAUAUGUAUCUCCGGAUUAUUUUACUCAUUCUGUAUCUUACUUUAUUGAAGCCCCUCUUGUUUAUCAUGACUAUACAAAAUACAAGGUGGUUGUUUAUUCUGCAGUAGUGAAGGCAGAUGCAAAAACCGGUAGGUUUAGGGAGAAAGUUAUAAAAAAGGGCGGAUUAUGGAGAGAUAUAUAUGGAAUUGAUGAAAAGAAGGUAGCAAGCAUGAUUAGGGAGGAUAAAGUUGACAUCUUAGUUGAACUUACUGGUCAUACUGCUAAUAACAAGUUGGGAACCAUGGCAUGUCGACCAGCACCUGUUCAGGUGACCUGGAUUGGCUAUCCAAAUACUACUGGUCUGCCUACAAUUGAUUACCGAAUCACUGAUUCACUAGCUGAUCCUCCUGAUACAAAGCAGAAGCAUGUUGAGGAGUUAAUUAGGCUACCAAAAUGCUUCCUUUGUUAUACACCUUCCCCAGAGGCUGGGCCUGUUUGUCCAACACCAGCUCUUUCCAAUGGCUUUAUCACAUUUGGUAGCUUCAAUAAUCUGGCAAAGAUCACACCCAAGGUGUUGCAAGUGUGGGCAAGGAUACUAUGUGCUGUUCCUAACUCUCGCCUUGUGGUAAAAUGCAAGCCAUUUUGUUGUGAUAGUGUUAGACAGAAAUUUCUAACAACAUUGGAGCAAUUGGGGUUAGAAUCACUUCGUGUAGACCUCCUGCCCCUAAUUCUCCUUAACCAUGAUCAUAUGCAAGCUUAUUCUCUUAUGGACAUCAGUUUGGACACUUUCCCAUAUGCUGGAACAACUACAACAUGUGAAUCUCUUUUCAUGGGUGUUCCAUGUGUUACCAUGGAGGGUUCGGUACAUGCUCACAAUGUUGGUGUGAGUCUUCUCAGCAAUGUUGGGUUAGGACAUCUAAUAGCCAAAAAUGAAGAUGAAUAUGUCCAGUUGGCAAUAGACCUGGCCUCUGAUGUUACUGUUCUCUCAAACUUGAGAAUGCGUCUCCGAGACCUUAUGGCCAAUUCACCUCUAUGUGAUGGACAGAACUUUACUGCUGGCUUGGAGGCAAUAUAUCGGAAGAUGUGGCACAGGUACUGUAAGGGUGAUGUGCCAUCUCUACAGUCCCUGGAAAUGCUACAACAGCAAGCAGUUUCUGAAGAGCUACAUGUCGAGAACCCAGAGCCAACGAGUAUCACUGUAUCAAAAGAUAGUUCUCCUGAACUUGUCAAGGCUAAUGGCUUUAAUCAGGUUCCAUCACCUAUACUGAAUCCCACUUGCGAAGAGAAUGGAAAUCAGUCAAACCAGACUAUAAAUUCAGGCACGGUUGGUUGAAACAAUUGGAUCUUUGGUGCUCGUGUGGCUUGGUGGUUUCUAGGACUGGGGCAGCUAGCGUUUUCCUUUUCUUAAGGGACAACCCUCGUGUAGGAUUAUAGAAUAUAGUAUCUGCUGGCGGACAAGUAUGGUCGCAACCUGAUGUCACGGUCAAUGGGGUCACAUUCUUUGGGAAAGGAAUGCCAGCUAAAGCUGGCAAAAUGUGAUUUUGCUGCAUACCAUAUAGAAUGAUAUAACGGAUUCAAAAGACACAUGCUUUGAGGAGCAACUAUGGAAUGCUUGUAACAUUGACUGCAUUCUUUUCCCAGAACAAUAGAAAUUUAGUCAUGGCUUGUUGUAUAUCACCAGUAAGGAUUUUGUUCUGAAUCUUUUGAUUUGGUGGGGCUUGUUUUGUGUAGUCCUAGGCAUUUACAAGAUUAGUUGCCUUGUUCCUGACUGAAAAUUAUUGGUGAUCUAGCACUCAAGUGCAGCCCGGUAGUGUGGUACCUUAAGAAUGUUCCAACGUCCCAUCCGCCUUUAUAAAGGAUGAGGCUUGGCAACAGUGUGUUUUGGUACUCUCAUUUACCGACCUAUACUUUUUUGUGCAGUUCACACUGAAAAAAAUCAUUUUCUUUUCUAGCAUCGUUCAAAAAGAUAAGUAAAUAAAAUGCGGAGUCCCUU